CUCACAUGGCGCGUAACCCCCGGGAAUCGAGACUUGCGCCCCGACUUGCGCCAUAAAAUUCCCUGGGGACUUUGAACAUAAAGGAGCCAGCGACACUGGUGGUGGAAAAAAAACUCACUUUCAUUCUUCAACAUGGUCUUCGGUUUCUUCGAAAAGCAGUGGGACGCAACUCAACUCCCCGACCUGUCGGGCAAGGUCGCUAUUGUCACUGGCGGAAACACUGGUAUCGGUUACGAAACGGCCCUGCAUUUAGCUGGACACAAUGCGAAAGUUUACAUAGCCGCACGUACCGAAAGUCGUGCGAAAGCAGCUAUCGAGAAGAUCAAACACGCGCAUCCCAAAGCGCAGGUCGAGUGGCUCCCACUCGACCUGCUGCACCUGAAGUCCGUGAAGCAAGCAGCGGAGGACUAUCUCAGGAAGGAAUCCCGUCUGGAUAUCCUUGUCAACAAUGCGGGCAUUAUGGCGCCGCCCUUUGAGCUUUCGGCUGAUGGGGUCGAGAUUCAGUUUCAGACGAACCACCUCGCUCAUUUCCUUUUCACUCACGCCCUCCUGCCUACGCUCCUCGCCACGUCGAAACAACCUGGCUCCUCGGUGCGCAUUGUGAACGUUGCUUCCCGUGCCCAUGAGAUGGCCUCUAAGGAUAUGCGCUACGAAAGUCUGGAGCAAGUGAACAAGGACUGGGGAAGCACCUGGGCUCGCUAUGCGCAAUCGAAGCUCGCAAAUGUUUUGUUUACCAGGAAGUUAGCGCAGAAGCUCGAGGGCGAAAAAAUAUUCGUGAACGCCGUUCAUCCAGGAGUCAUCGCAACUGAGCUAUCGCGUGGACCUGCGGCGUCCUACGGCAAGCUUGUCGGAACUCUUUUCGAUGGCAUCGGAGCACUGUUCCUGCUGACUCCGUACAAGGGCGCCCUGACGCAGAUCUAUGCGGCUGGCAGCACCGAGAUCGAGACAAAUAAUGUUCGUGCGCAAUACUUGUGGCCUAUCGCGAAGAUUGGGGAGCCGACAGCGCUUGCAAAGGACCAGGAGAGGGCCGAUAACCUCUGGAACCUCUCGGAGAAGAUUUUGACUGACAAGGGCCUCUUCUGAGAUCCUUCAGUUGAGAAAACGAGAUCUGACAGCGAGCGAAGCGAGCACUCCCCGUUGGUUACGAUAGAUUCCUUGCGUUGGUUCUUUGGGCUGAUUUGGUAGUAAUGGUGAUCUCGGACAUCUACACAUAGUUUGUACAAUAGGAACCUCACUUCGCUCUGUACGCCAUUGCAAUUAACGCCGGAACCCUCUUCCUUCAAGGCUCGAUCCUCUCGCUCUUCAAUCAGCCUCGACCGCGCGGGGUAAAUUUGAUGUAGACCAGAUCCGCGUUCAACGUGAU
Molecule: messenger RNA, 1363 nt
Organism: Fimicolochytrium jonesii
Lineage: Eukaryota; Fungi; Chytridiomycota; Chytridiomycetes; Spizellomycetales; Powellomycetaceae
Product: short chain dehydrogenase
Exons: 4
Coding region: 133-1083 (316 amino acids)
Source: RefSeq, a predicted model, not a curated record